This is a messenger RNA of Colletotrichum lupini, 2079 nucleotides long. RefSeq lists its product as uncharacterized. The record is from RefSeq and is a predicted model, not a curated record. The transcript is spliced from 14 exons. The coding region runs from base 1 to 2079 and encodes 692 amino acids. NCBI's taxonomy places the organism in Eukaryota, Fungi, Ascomycota, Sordariomycetes, Glomerellales, Glomerellaceae.
AUGGAAGCGGCAUUCUCGCCGAUCUCGAGCGUGGGGUUGAGGAGGUUGGAGUUUAUGACGCGUGUGUCGCAGGCAUCGCAUGCGGGUGAGCUGCAGAUCCGAGCGACCACGCGUAACUCCAAUUCGUCCGACGCACACGACCCAAGACAAUGUCUCUCUCCAUGUUUCCACGUUUCCACGUUUCUUUCUAGGAGCCGGCAUGAAAGCCGGAAGGGCUUGUUCAAUCCGAAGGGUCAUCUCAUCCCCAAAGUUGUAGUCUGUUGCGGGUGGCCGAUCUCUCAGGGUGCGUUUGGAGGCAGGGAGGUUACCCCUCAAAUGGUUGACCGAUCUCCAACUGUUGAACUUGCCAUAUUCGGGAACCCCUCCGUGAAAGAAAUUCGAGGGAAACUCUUCCGAAUUUUUUGGGGUCUUGAUAGACGCGACCAUAUCUUUCUACAUACUCAAUAUCAGCCUGCUCAAGUCUACUGUAUUACUUCCUGUCAUGUUGCUCCAACAAGACUCCGAGUUUCAUUGGCGGAGGAUUCAAGCAUGGAACGCGGUAGCAUUAUUUUUCACACUCUUCGAAAGCAGGAUGUGACAAAGACGAAGACAGACUUCCAUGAGCAACACUUUACCUCAACCUACGCGUCCAUCUCAACUUCCUACCGUCUGCUGGGAACGACUACCAGGAGCAAAUCGCCUCAGAAUGACACUGAAAAGCUCGGAAAAGCGACGGGAAGACCACCUCCCGUCUCAUUGACAAGUGCCGACGGCUCGUUGCUUACCGAAACUUUCGGAGCUGUGCUCGGCAUACCAAAAGAAGACGAGGCAAGACGGGCCGAUCACUUGAUACAGAUAUGGGCGCAAAUAUUGGCGCAUGCCUAUUUGUUCAUAAGUCUCCUUGUCUUCUCUCGAGUUGUCUCAUGCGACAGCCUUCUAGACUUGAGCGAGCUCAUUUUAUGGCCUACUAUAUGGCCCCAAGGAUGCAGCGGGCGGCCCCGGUUAGACCAUGAAGUCUCCAGUUCUAUUCCAGGGUCCAUGUCCGACCGUCGAUCAGUCGGUAGGGACUGCCGCAAGUUAGUUUCUCCGACAGAAUUUGAUUACACUGCUUAUUGCUCGGACUGGUCACGUUUGCCUCCGGUAUAUGACAAGAAAAGACGAAGAGGAGCCGAGAAGGGUUGCUGGACGGCUCACGCUAAUGUCGGGGAAAUCCCAUUGAAAGCUUCGAGAGAUCCUUCAGUUACUGUCGAAAGACAAUGGCGAAUAGCAGAUGAUCCGGCGCACACUGUCUUCCCAGGUCUCAAAGGCCCAGACACUGGGGCAUCCUCUCUCUCGACCACUGCGCAGAGACCCCUACUCAAGCACGAACUCAUACUCGGAGACAAGAACGAGAGUGUACCCGCCGGGGAGACUUACCGCGGGAUUCCGCUCGACAGCGAACAAGUCGUCCGUAAGUCGGGAGGUAGCGUGUACAACGGCAUACGCCACGUGCCGAUCUGGGGCGGCAAAGCUUCUCCUGCGCACGACAACCGACCUCGAUUUGCCAGUAGAACUGGUAUCAAAUCGAUGGUUAUGUCUGGGAUCCGGUUGCUUAUAACGUACAGCCAUCCAUCAUAUCACAGUAGCAGGGCGUGCUUGGUGUUGGUCGGCACCUCCGAGGCUCAACCAGCGAAUAUGGACCUAAGCAAGAUACUUUGUAGAGGUGGCUCUCAAAGAAAUCAUCAGCCUGCUGAAUUUCAAGUCACUGAUACGGCUAUGGAUGCCGACUGGCGUCAUCGAUAUGAAGAGAGCAAGCUAAAUGAUAAAGCGGUAUUUGAGACGUUAGCCACUACUCGAUACCGCAACACGCGACCAGAAGACGCAGUGCCAGGCUUUAUCUCAACCUUGCUCGUUGACUGCGAAAUCAGUGCUGAUGAGCUGCUGACCAUCAACAAUGUCGCAAGAGGUUUGAAGUGGUCGCGGUUAUUCCGAGUCCUGACAACAACAAGACAGGAAGGCCUGCACUCUCAUGAUCUCCAUUUCGCCAUACGAGAGCCGCUGCUAGAGGGGGCCGACACAACGAAACAUGCGUCAAGAGUUGCUCCAGUACAGGACUCUUAA